This is a messenger RNA of Rotaria socialis, 1287 nucleotides long. The record is from the annotation of a GenBank genome assembly. Lineage: Eukaryota; Metazoa; Rotifera; Eurotatoria; Philodinida; Philodinidae.
AUGGAUAUCAAUUCACUCAUGGGUCGAGCCUCGACUAUGAUGUCAGGCAAACGAAACGACGAUAGUAUGUGUGAUCGACUUAAUUAUCGAUACACAGUUGCAAUUUUGAUUAUUUUUGCUAUCAUCAAUAUGAAUCGUUUAUACACAGAUCAGAUAAAAUGUUGGGUACCAGCAUUUUUUACGCCUAACUAUGAUGAAUAUGUUCGAUCGGUAUGUUUUGUUCAAAAUACCUAUUAUGUUAAACAUACGGAUAAAAUACCAGCAAUUUAUAGUAGUAAAAAAGAAAAUGAAAUAUUAUUCUAUCAAUGGAUUCCAUUUCUUUUACUUAUCAAAGCAUUCUUAUUCUAUGUACCACGCAUGUCAUGGAAUACAUUUGGUUUAAAAAGUGGUGUACAAAUAUCUGAUCUUGUUGAAUCAUCUUUUGAUUAUAAACUACCGACAACAGAUGCAAAAUAUCGGCAAACCUGUUUGAAAUAUGUUGUAGAUACGAUUGAUGAUUAUUGCAAUGAUCAUCGUCGGCAAGUUAAUGCACGAAAAAGUUUAAAUAAACUUCAACGAAAGUUAGCAACUGGUUGGUGUCUAUCAGGAAUGUAUCUUGGCAAUUAUCUUGUUGUUCUAUAUACAACAACAAAAUUAAUGUAUAUUAGUAUAUCUCUAUUACAAAUAUUUAUAUUGAGUUUAUUGUUAGGAUCUAAUUUUGCGUCUUAUGGUAUACGAGUUAUUGAUCGUUUAUUUCGGGGUAUUAGUUGGGACUCAGAAACACGUUUAUUUCCUAAAACAACAUUAUGUGAUUUUACAGUACGUGAAUUCGGUCAUCCAAAGCAAGCUCAUGAAUAUACUGUUCCGUGCGUUUUACCACAAAAUUUAUUUAAUCAACAAAUGUUCACAACACUUUAUUUUUGGUAUGCUAUUAUUAUUCUACUGAAUAUUGGUGAUUUUUUCCUAUGGUUAUAUACGAUAUCUCCAAAUAAUCGUCGUGCUUUCAUUUCUAAACGUCUUCAUUCAAAAAAAUAUCCAUUAACAGACAACACAAGUGAUCAAGAAAAACUAAAAAUUUUUGUUAAUGAUUAUCUUGAAGCUGAUGGUUUCUUUAUGUUAACAUUAAUUAAAGAAAAUAGUUCAGAUUUUGUUGCAACAGAAAUUGUUUAUCGUUUAUAUACAGAAAAAUUUCUUGAAAACUAUUUCAAAGAAUCAACUACUAUGUAUGAUGCAAUAGAUACGAAACUAGUAGAUGAUUCUAUUAAUAAUACUAAACGGCGUCAUCAUCUAUCUUCAAUGCUUUGUUAA